Molecule: messenger RNA, 455 nt
Organism: Leptopilina heterotoma
Lineage: Eukaryota; Metazoa; Arthropoda; Insecta; Hymenoptera; Figitidae
Product: putative odorant receptor 92a
Exons: 4
Coding region: 108-455 (115 amino acids)
Biological process (GO): sensory perception of smell; detection of chemical stimulus involved in sensory perception of smell
Cellular component (GO): plasma membrane
Molecular function (GO): olfactory receptor activity; odorant binding
Source: RefSeq, a predicted model, not a curated record
AUUUGUGGUCAAUUGGACAUUAUCAAGCACCGUUUAUAUCAAAUUAAUAAAUUGAAUAUGGAAAAAGACGAUAUUGAUUCGUCAAGUCAAUUUCUUAUUCUCAAGGAAUGUAUGAAUCAUCAUUCUUACGUCUAUUUAUAUCAACGGCCAGUAUGAAUUCGAUGAAAUUUUGGUCGUCCGUUGCAUCUACCAAUAGUCUUCUAUUUGAAAUAUUUCUCUACUGUUGGUUUGGUCAAAAAAUGAUAGGAAAGAGUGCAGAAAUCGCAGAUGUGGCCUAUAAAAUAAAUUGGACAAGUUUAUCGAUAAAAUCGAAAAAAUUUUUAAUUCUCAUAAUAUUACGUGCUGCUAAGCCAAUAGAAUUAAGUGGUUUGUCAAUUGUUACAAUGUCACUGGAAACGUUUCUCAAGAUUUUAAAAGUGUCUUAUUCAAGUUUCAAUCUCAUUCAAACCAUGUGA